This is a messenger RNA of Closterium sp. NIES-67, 2792 nucleotides long. Lineage: Eukaryota; Viridiplantae; Streptophyta; Zygnematophyceae; Desmidiales; Closteriaceae. The record is from the annotation of a GenBank genome assembly.
ACCGUUUCCAUACCGCGUUUCAAGCGCUCGUAUGCUUCCCGCAUCAAGUGCCAGCAGCUUCUUGCUCAGUCGUGAUAUACAGUUCGCUUCUCACUUCCAGCGAAAGCCUAGAGGUCGCAGUACAGUACCCUAAUCCAGUUUUCAGAAUCUGGAGGUUACAGUCUCGACGAAGCGCCCGUUUGUGCGCCGUAUCGUCAUCGUUAUAAGCUUCCUUUAAGGCCAAGUUUUAGCUCUGUCACAUUCUCGUGCUAUGAUGACCUUCUUAUUCGUGUGAAACGUAGCGGUGAAAGAGCUUGUAGAGUUGCUGAGACAUAGUUAUCAUGACCCUCAAGCUAUUACUAAGACGAAGUUUUCCAGGAUGCGUGCUUGUCAACUGAGAGUCGCAUUAGACACCGCGUUCCUAUAUACUACAUCCUAGCCUUGCCUGAUAAAGAAGGCGAAUGCGCUUCGACUCACCAGCCACCACUCAUGGGUCCGCUAUGGCGACACGCGGCCUGCUGUCAGCGUCUGUCGAUAUUACUUCUUCAGAUGCUGUGUCUCAAGUCGCGCAUUUUAUGCUAACCUGCUCACGGAGCCAGUCGCUAACGGAGCCAGUCGCUAACGGAGCCAGUCGCUUCCCGCAUCUGUCCCAAGCGUUAUACUUAACUAGCUUUCCUAUUUCGACCAUCCCGGUCUAGGUUCGACAGCAGCAGAAUCGAGAACUACUAUCGAGAAUUAGACUACUUCUGGAUUCACUCUAAGCAGCAGCAUCGUCUUAGUAAUAUUUUCGCAGUUAUACGGUGGCUUCUAACCCCUUUUAAAGCCAGGGACCUACACCGAAUCAGUGUAGCCUGGCUCCCGCCCCGGAGAAGGAAUGGGCGGGUGCUUAUCCGUAGAAGUGAUUGCAGAGAGCGCUCCCAGUUCCCCUAUCGCUACUGUCACAACCUCUACUCCCAGAAACGCACAGGCCGUCACCUCCAGCCCUGGUAACCAGCGAACGCCCAAGGAAUUUUCGCCAAGAACACCGCGGGGACGGGGGGAUAAUAGCGAGACUGACUCUAACGGAGCAGGGGGGAAUGGGAGAGGGGGAGGCGGGGAUGGUUACGGCGGAGCUGGUAACCUGGCUGCACCGCAAAGCGUCCCUGUGGGGGAAGCAGGGGCUGUAAUAACAGGCACCUCAAGCUUAGAGCCAGUAACCUCAGACCCGUCUUCCUCCGCCUCUGCCGCCCAUUCUUUUGCCCGGACGCCAUCCGCCGAGGCCAACGACGGGCGGGGCACCGCCCGCAAGUUCCGGCUGCACGAGCUGCGGGCGGCGACGUCGUCGUUUAACAAGAAGGCGCUGCUGGGGCGGGGCAGCUUCGGGGAGGUGUAUCUGGGGAAGCUGGCGGGGAAGGAGAGCGGGGAGGUGGUGGAAGUGGCAGUCAAGAAACUCAACCCAGAAAGUUCACAGGGGUUGGACGAAUGGCUGGCCGAGAUCGUGCUAUUGAGGAAGCUGCACCACCCCAACCUGGUGGAGCUCCUGGGCUUCUGUGCCGAGAAGGGUGAGGCGUUGCUGGUGUACGGGCUGUGCACCAACGGGAGUCUGGACGACCGGCUCUUUCCAAGAACGGAGGAGGAGAUCAUCGACUGGCCCACCCGGGUGCGGAUAGCGCAGGGGGCAGCGCAGGGGCUGCUGCACCUGCACGAGCACAAAGUGAUUCACCGGGACCUGAAACCGUCCAACAUCUUAUUGGAUAAGGACAUGCAUGCACGCAUAACCGACUUUGGCAUGGCGAAGCAGGCAGCCAGCAGCAUGAGCCACAUCUCGACGCGGGUGAUGGGAACCAUGGGGUACCUGGAUCCCGAGUACAUGGAGACGGGGUGCCUGAGGGACAAGAGCGACGUGUACUCGCUUGGAGUCAUCUUGCUACAGAUGCUCACAGGCCGCGAUGCUGUCGCCAAGGAGGGCAACAUCAAGCUCGUGAGAUGGAUGGCGCCGCACCUGUACCCCAACGUCACCGAGCCUGACGCUUGGAUCGACCCGAACCUGCAGGGCAGGUUCUCCCGGCGGGGGGCCAUGAUCCUGGCAGCAGUGGCGAAGCAGUGCUCUGCCCGGCACAAGGAGGACCGACCUGAGAUGACUGACGUGGCACAGGCGCUCAUGGAGGUGCCCCUGGAGUGCUGACUGACUUCUGUUGACUCUGGUCGACUCGAGCUACUCGGGUUGAUUCGGGUUGACUUAGGUUGACUUCGAAUCUGGUGGGAUGCCGGCAGCUGUGGCAGCAGCGCGUAGCGAGGCACAACGAGGACCAACCGGCCCGAGAUGAGCGACGUGGCACAGGCGCUCAUGGAGGUGCCCCUGGAGUGCUGAUUGACAUUGGUUGACUCUGGUUGACUCGUGCUGACUCCAAAUCUGGUGGGGAGCAGCAGUGGCAAAGCAGUGACUUCCGUUGACCUGGUUUGACUAAGGUUGACCUGGGUUGACUAAGGUUGACCUGGGUUGACUCGGGCUGACUAGGCACUGGUGGGAUGGAAUGCUGGCAGCUGUAGCGAAGCAGUGCACCACCUGACAUGGACUUGCGGAGGGGGGGAGGCAGCAGGUGUUGAUCAGGGAGAAGCGGCAGGAGGAUACUGGUAACAGGAGAAGCAAGCAGGAGAAAGGGGGAGACUGGCACACGUGCUCCAAGACCCGGAAGACCCUGAAGAGGGACAGGACAGGAGGCUUGACUCAAGGCAACUGGGCCGUGUGCUGUCGGUCGGCCCGCGUACACAACCUUUGCAUGUGUUGUAGUGGUAGUAGUAAUACGAGUACAGUAUCUGACUUGUCUAAUAUA